Messenger RNA from Polypterus senegalus (gray bichir), 5019 nucleotides. RefSeq lists its product as uncharacterized. Gene Ontology annotation, biological process: cell adhesion. NCBI's taxonomy places the organism in Eukaryota, Metazoa, Chordata, Cladistia, Polypteriformes, Polypteridae. The transcript is spliced from 14 exons. Bases 302 to 4516 code for a protein of 1404 amino acids. Gene Ontology annotation, molecular function: hyaluronic acid binding. The record is from RefSeq and is a predicted model, not a curated record. Gene Ontology annotation, cellular component: membrane.
CAGUGCUUUUGUCUCGUGACCCUUGUCCCUUAGUUUGUAGACAGAUUUGGUGUAUGUGAGUUUUGGACUGUGCGCACUUUUGGUGAUUUUAGCAGAUGUGACCGGAAUACGUUUUUUUUUUCGUGUAUCAGCCAAUAACAGAAGGUGAAAUCCGUCAGGCCCUGUUGACCCUCCCGGUGCCCUCACCCAUAUAUAGUCGAGACGAGUACAGCAAGCCGGGACCGAAAUAACGAAUAGUGCGUAGUCUGUCCGUAGACUUAAUCGCGGUUCUCAACGGCGUCUCACUGACCAUUUCGGAAAGAUGUUUUUGCUGCUGGGCUUAUCUGUCAUGGUGCGACUAGGAGUCGGCGGUAUUCCUUCUUGCGAAUUCUUCCUAAACAGGCGAGUGUCUGGUGUUUUUCUCUAUGAUCGUCAUACUCGCUAUAAUCUCACAUUUGAUGAUGCAGCUGAUGCCUGUGAGAAGGAUUUUGGAGCUACAAUGGCUGACCGCCAUCAGUUGUAUGCUGCUUAUAAAGCAGGACUUGAAGAAUGCCGUGCUGGGUGGAUAUUGGGAGCGGAAGUUGCUUAUCCGAGGAUAACACAAAAUUGGAACUGUGGUCAGAAUGAAACUGGCAUUAUUACCUAUGGCAUUAGGAAAAAUCAAUCUGAAACAUGGGAUGUUUUUUGUUAUAAGGAAGAUGAUAACUGUACUGCAUAUGAAAGUAUAUAUCUGCAAUUUUUAAACCGGACCCAUCUAACAGACUCACUUGAUGAGAGCAUUAAAGCCAAAAAUGAGUUGGUCCAAAGAUUUUUAACAGGAGAAGAUUUGGACCAUAUCUCGGAAGAUAUAAGCCAUUCAAACGGAUCAUAUAUUUUUUCUCCAAUCAGCCAACAUAAGCAAAGCCCUUCAAUUUUUACAAACUCAUUCAUCCAAAAGAAAGAUGUAAUAAUGCCUACUUCUUCCAUUGCAGAAGAAGGUGACAUUACUACCACAAUUAUGGAGAUUCCUGAGAGUUCAUCACAGGAACAUCUGAAUAACUCCUAUAAAGAAGAGCAUAAGGAGAGUAGCUUGGAUGAAAACAGCACAAAACAUGAAAUCCUAACAACACUAUCAGAUUUGAAUAGUUUGCCAUCUAGAUUUCUGUAUAUCAACCGUUUGUUUCCCUUGCCCAAUGUGAAAAUUCUAAAAGUAGUAGCACCUACUGAAACAUCUACUUUAGAGGGCAAGCACACCCACAUGAAACCUGAAAGCACAACACUUUCUGACUCUAGCUAUGAAUCUUCAUGGAAGAGUACAGAUCAGUCUGAAGUGACUAGAUCUAACUUACCCUACAAAUUGACUUCACCAACAGAAAAAUCACUAUUAAGCUUGUUAUCGACACAGCAUCCUAAGAAACAUGUUGUUACAACUGUCACUCCUAUAUACCUUACAUUGAAAGAUCCAACACAAAGCAAAUAUUCUUUGAAUACAGAAGAGCCUGUUAUUAACUCAACAGAGACCACAUCAGUGGUCAAAGUAAAAAAUGUGACACUUACAUCCUUCAAAAGGAAUGACAUUGAUCAUGGUAACUUACUUGUCUUGAAAGGAAGAAAAGAAAAUAGCACUAGAUCUGAGACAAAGACAAGCAAACAUGCUUCCUUUAGCUUUACACCAAAGCCAGAACAAUUUAGUAAAAAUGGGUCCUAUGUUGAAAAUGAUUCUUCGAUAAGAAGGGAAAAUGUGUCUCUUGUUUUCAACCAAAGCACAAAUGCGAACAGAGCUUCCAGUUUUUUAUUUACAGCAAGGGAGAAAACUACAUUGCCUUAUGUCUCAAUUUUGCCAUUCACUAUUAGCAAAAUGAUUACUGAUGCUGAUGAUAGUUUAAUGACUGCUGAAAGUCUUAAGUCAGGUGAUAUAAGUAAUUACACGGAAUAUGGGAAAACUAGGAGCAAAGAUAAUAGUAUCCUGCACAUUUUCUCUCGUAAUAGGGAUGUUGAACUGCCAAUAAUUAGUGACAGAGAUAAGGCAGGGAAAAAUGUGUCAACCUCUGAAUCAAUGGAAAGACAUGAUAUGGGUUUUCCUGAAAUUUCAUUUUCCAGUCAAGAAUUUUCAUAUUUAAAAGAGAAUGCAAAUUUGACUGGAAAAGACAUAGAGAAUAAUGACAUUGUUAAAGAAAUCACAGCCACACCUCACCAGGUUUCUACUUUAUCUUUGGAUCCAACAAUGCCUCCUCAUGAGUCAUCAGCUACUUUAAGGGUACCACUGGCAACCUGGUCAGAAAGAAACGGUAAAAAGAGCAUGGACAUACAGACUUACGCAGUAGAUAGUUCCAAUUUAAGUACUACCAGUAUAUAUGAAACAAAGUCAACUCCAUCCACUGAUGUAAGCCCUAGUGCUAAAAGUGAAAUGACUGCACUAUUAGAUAAGUUUAGUUCAACUCCACCCAAUGACAUACAAGUAACAGAAACUACUGAGCAGUGGAAUAAAUACAAAUCCUCUCCAAUCACAUCUUCAUCUUCAAGUUCACAACCGAUAUACAACCCCACUCAGGCUUUGAAUUUAGGUUAUGUUGCAAAUGACGUAUCUACUCAGAUGAACAUAAAUUUGUCUAGUGUCUCCUCACACCUAUCAAGUACUUCACAUAUGUUGCCAGAUGCAUGUGGGAGUGUUUUGAGAGGUACAGAGGGGGAGUUUCAGAGCCCCGGAUUUCCACAGUCUUACCUGAGUGAUAUGGAAUGCACUUGGACGAUUGAAGCUCCACUUGGUUCAUUCAUCACUCUAACUUUCCAUUCUUUUGUACUAGAGGACCACAAAAGCUGCGAGUAUGACUAUGUCACUAUCUACGAUGGAGAAACUCCUGCAGGUCAAGAGCUGGGCAGGUUUUGCGGUUCAGAAGUGCCCUCACAAAUCAGGACAAGGUCCAAUUAUCUAGCAGUUGUAAUGAAAUCAGAUUCUUCUGUAGAGCUUGAUGGGUUUUCAGCCAGGUUUACCACAACAAAAAUACACAGUAUUUCCACAAGCUACAUCAGCCUGCGUAAAGGUGGAAACCUCCUGGAGGGAGUGAUUGAGCUUGAAUACAAUGGCCAGCGUGGUGGAAUCUGCUCAAAAGGAUGGGAUGACAAGGCUGCAACAGUUGCAUGUCACCAGCUGGGAUUCACUGGACCGGCUUUGGCUACCAGAAUUAAAACGAAUAAUGAGUCUCCUGUGAUUAUUUCAUACGUGAAGUGUAAAGGACAUGAGAAAUCACUGGGUGAUUGUGAGAAUAGAAGAGGAUCCAAAUGUAGCACAAAAGAGAGAGCAGCUGUCCACUGCCAAGUACUUAAAUCCUGCUCUUCCCUUAAAAAUGCUGGAGUAGUUGAGUCUGGAGUAUAUCUUAUUGAUCCAGAUGGUGAAGAGUUUGGAGUGGACCCAUUCUCUGUACAUUGCGACAUGGAUUCUUAUCCUGAAGUAGGUAUAACUGUAGUUGGGCACAAUUCAGAAGAUCGACUACGCAUUUCUCCGUGUGAAGAUGCAGGCUGCUACUCAAGACAGAUUGUGUACAAGCAAGCAUCGCUACACCAGCUUCGGGUCUUGACAGAAACCUCUGAGACUUGUGAGCAAUUUGUUAAACUGGAGUGUCGUCACAUCCGCUUCCUUCGCGAAAACUGGGGCUGGUGGAUAUCCAGAGAUGGACAGAAGGUGCAAUCCUGGGGUGGCUCUUCCACAAACAGUGGGAAGUGUGGCUGUGGAGAAAGAGGUGACUGUGACCUAGGUUUAUCUACCUGCAACUGUGACGCCAAUGAUGAGGUCUGGCGGUCUGACGAAGGCUACCUGACUGACAAGUCUGUUCUGCCAGUGAGAGAAGUGAGAUUUGGUGAUACAAGGGAUGUUCCUGUAGAGAUGGCAUUUUAUAGUAUUGGGAAACUACAAUGUAAAGGAGAAAAGACCACAAUACCAGUGCUAGAAUCAUGUGCUGCACUCAAAGUGGCAGGCUUCACCAAGUCUGGGCGCUAUGUAAUUGACCCUGAUGGAGCCGGCAAAGGUGUGUCACAGUUUGAAGUUUCUUGUGACAUGAUAUCUGACCCAGUGACAGGUAUCACGCUGGUGAGCCAUGACAGUGAGACUCGCAUGCGGGUUGCACCUUGUGAAAGUCCGGGUUGCUACGGCAGAGAACUGAACUAUGAAGCCAGCCUGACCCAACUAAAUGCACUCACAAAGGUGUCGAGAUGCUGUGAGCAGUUUGUUAAGCUUGACUGUCGACACAUACGUUUCCUGCAGUCCGGCUGGGGCUGGUGGGUCUCUUGGGAUGGACACAAGAUGCUGGACUGGGGUGGAGCGGAGGUCAACAGUUCAAGCUGUGCCUGCGGAAUGACAGGCACCUGCUCAGGUCCAGGGAGGCUCUGUAACUGUGACAGCAACGAUGUCAUAUGGAGGACAGAUGAGGGCUAUCUACGCCACAAAUCAUCCCUGCCUGUCAAAGCUGUGCAUUUUGGUGACACGCAAGAUGCACCUCUUGAAAUGGCUUUUCACACUGUAGGAAAACUGACUUGCAAAGGCAGGGCUAUGAGUGACAAAUAGAGGAAUUUUCAAAGUCCAUUGACUUUCAUGUACAAAAGAAAGAAAAUGAAGAACACAGCUUCUUUAUCUUUUGGCAAAGUCUCAUAACAGCAAAUCAAGAAACCUCGAAGCCAAAGCCUGACGAGAGAAGAAAUGUGCAGAGUAGUGCGGGUUCCAGGUUGGCAUUUAUUCACAAGAGACACAGUCAUUUAUAGAACUCAGUUUUGUAGAAUUACAAUAAUUCAUUUUUAACAAGUUGUUUGGUACUAACAGCAUUGAAAAAGAUACAAACAGGUCAAGUGUCUUCAUGGAGUCGGGGUCUCAAGUUCAGUCCUGGGGUACCUCAGUGGCUGCUGGUAUUCACUCCACUCAAUUUCACAAAUCAAGAAGUCAGCCUUACUUCUAAUUGACUGAGCUGUUAAAUGAUCUAGUCCUUCUCCUCUUAUUUUGUAUUCAUUAAAUAGAUAGAUAAAAUAUAGUCUAAAAAAAUUCAAAACAAAGAAAAGCUGGACUUGGCUGUCACA